AUGCGUGCUUCUGCAAUCUGCCUCCUAGUCUUAUCAAUGCAUGUCUCAUCUCAUCCAAGCGCUUCUGACCUGACCCAGUCUUUCCGGGCGCUAUCGAGCCUGUCGUACAAAAGACAAACCAGCUCCGUUCCUUCACAGUGCGCCUCAGUCUGCGAUCCUGUCCAAAAUGAAGAGAACGCUGGAUACCCUAAGACCACAUCUUGCACCCACUCCUUUGAAAAAAGCUACUACGACUGCCUCUUAUGCGUCGGCACUGCAGUGGAUGUUACAGAUUACACACAGGCACAAGCCGGUCUAGAUCAACUCUACGUCUCUUGCUACGAUCACGGCUAUUCACUCGAACGACGAACUCUCCCUGGUCAAGACCUAUCCCUCGUUCGCAGAACUUCUACCGUUGCUGAUACUUCAACUACGUCCGUGUCGGCACUUACUAGUACAUCAGUGUCGUCACCUACAUCCCUGUCGUCAUCUACAUCCGUGUCGUCACCUACGUACUCGCCACCUACCUCCGCGUCGUCAUCUACAUCCGCAUCGUCAUCUACAUCCGUGUCGUCAUCUACGUACUCGUCACCUACCUCCGUGUUGUCAUCUACGUCCCCGUCACCUACCUCCGUGUCGUCAUCUACGUCCUCGUCACCUACAUCCGUGUCGUCAUCUACAUCCUUGUCGUCAUCUACGUCAGUGUCGGCACAUACAUCCGUGUCGGCACCUACAUCCACGUCGGCACCUACAUCCGUGUCGUCACCUACGUCCGUGUUAGCAUCUACGUCCAUCUCACAGACCUCUAUACUACCAAGUGCUUCGCUCACCACCAUUGGGACGUCGCUCGACGGCGUUGCGACUUCGGCUGCGUCCACGACCACGCCUGCAAGCUCAAAUGCUGCGCUGGGGCUAAGCGUAGGAGGAAGCGGGGUCUGGGCUUUGGUUGCUGCUGCUAUAGAAUUGAUCGUGCUGCGGAAUAACUGA
This is a messenger RNA of Suillus subalutaceus, 966 nucleotides long. RefSeq lists its product as uncharacterized. The coding region runs from base 1 to 966 and encodes 321 amino acids. The record is from RefSeq and is a predicted model, not a curated record. The transcript has 3 exons. Lineage: Eukaryota; Fungi; Basidiomycota; Agaricomycetes; Boletales; Suillaceae.